AUGGUGCUUGUCGUUUACAGAUAUGUUACCACAAUGUUUAUGGCUCUCGAAGAUUACAACAAUCCUCCGGUAGUGAGUAGUGCUAAUUCAGAAUUGGUGAACAAGUAUUUCAAGCCCAAGAUUGCCACGACGCCAAGCUCAAUCCAAGUCGAGGAUAUGACGGAGCAAGAGCUUAGAGGAUAUGAUGGGUCUGACCCCCAUAAGCCCAUUCUUAUGGUCAUCAAAGCUCAGAUCUACGACGUGUUUAUACGCUCUGUUUACAUUUUGGGGCACAACCAAAGAACCUUACUGGAAAAGAUGUCAUCGAAAGUUAGAGACUUCGCCGGAGGAGCAAAGCUAAAGUUCCAAAGAAGGAAAAGUUUGAGGAGUAACCCCAAUAAGCCCCUUCUUAUGGUCAUCAAAGCUCAGAUCUAG
Rosa chinensis is the source of this 414-nucleotide messenger RNA. RefSeq names its product membrane steroid-binding protein 1-like. Bases 1 to 414 code for a protein of 137 amino acids. The transcript is spliced from 2 exons. The record is from RefSeq and is a predicted model, not a curated record. Lineage: Eukaryota; Viridiplantae; Streptophyta; Magnoliopsida; Rosales; Rosaceae.